UGUCGCCCGUUGGCCUUCCAAAAAGCCAGUGCCCAGAUGGCGAAUAAAGCGUGGGAAAGGCCAAGCGUUUCCAGACUCCUAAGCUUCUGCCUUUACCUUCUCCGACUCGAAUUCCUAUUUCGAUCCCCAAUUACCCCAACUCGCCGCCAAAUCUAUCCCCUGCUUCGCUGCCAAGGAAGAACAUGAAUCGUGGCCGUGGCCGAGCUGGGAACUUCGGAGGCUAUUCGAGUCCCAAUGGGGCCGGGAAUUCAGCGCAUCGUCACAGCCCUAUUGGAGCAGACAGGCCUCCUGAGGACUCUCUUUGUGGUGAGGAUGGAUUGUCCAUAAGCGAAAAGAAAAAUUUAGGGCAGAUGUCAGCAGGUAGCGUUUCUAAGCACUCUGAGCAUAAACCCAAAUUAGGUACCACAUACCAGCAAAAGUGGCUUCCAUGUGGUUCGAAAGAUGGUUUUUCUAAUGUCAGGAGAUAUCAGCAAGAAAUGAAUUCACCAGAUGGUGUAGGCAGUGGAUCAAAACAAUCCAAGUGCUUAGUUAACUCAGAUUCAGCUUAUAAACAGGAUUUUCCGCCAUUGUCUGGGCAUUCAGGUUCCGAGGGCUUAUAUGGGGGGAGAAUUCAGAUUGGGCAAGUCUUAGGUGGGAGGACUGCUGAUGCUACUACAUUCCAUCAUGACUUCUCAGACAAAUUGAUCAUUUCCGGUGCGCAGAGUGAGACUCAGCUGCCCUCCCAAUCUGCUAAAAAGGAUGAGCCUGCCUCAAGCAAGGGUCCAAAAAGUUCAACUGGCCAUAAUAAUUCCAAGCAUUCUGAACACUCAGCUGAUGUUAUUACAUUACAUCAUGACUGCUCAGAGAAACUGAUAAUUUCCGGCCUGCAGAGUGAGACUCAGCUGCCCUCCCAAUCUGCUAAAAAGGUUGAGCCUGCCCCAAGCAAGGGUCCAAAGCAUUCUGAACGCUCAGCUGAUGUUAUUACAUUACAUCAUGACUUCUCAGAGAAAUUGAUAAUUUCCCGCCAGCAGCGUGAGACUCAGCUGCCCUCCCAAUCUGCUAAAAAGGUUGAGCCUGCCCCAAGCAAGGGUCCAAAGCAUUCUGAACACUCAGCUGAUGUUAUUACAUUACAUCAUGACUUGUCAGAGAAAUUGAUAAUUUCCAUCCUGCAGAGUGAGACUCAGCUGCCCUCCCAAUCUGCUAAAAAGGAUGAGCCUGCCCCAAGCAAGGGUCCAGAAAGUUCAACCGGCCAUAAUAAUUCAAAGCAUUCUGAAGACUCUGUAGUGCUUCCUUUCGAUAUCUGCCCGCCCAAAACUGGGACUUCUGUUGCCCUAAAACCUGGUCUAUUUGAAAAGAAUAGAGGAAGACGGAAUGCAAUCAAACAGUCUAUGGAAGGGCAAAAUGGAAUUGUGUUGAGGUCUGGGAUGAUUCAUUUAAAGGGUUACAUAUCCUUAAGAGAUCAGGUCAUGAUAGUAAAAUCAUGCCGAGACGUUGGUCUGGGUCCUGGAGGUUUCUACCAACCUGGUUACCGUGAGGGAGGAAAACUGCAGUUGAGGAUGAUGUGCCUUGGUAAGAAUUGGGACCCUGAGGCAAGGAAAUAUGGAGACAACCGGCCAUUUGAUGGUGCCAAACCACCCAUUAUACCUGAUAAAUUCUAUCAGUUGGUCGUAAAAGCAAUCACUGAUUCCCAUUCCAUUAUUCAGAAAAAUUCUGAAGCAAGCAAUGUAGAAAACAUACUCCCCAGGAUGUCACCAGACAUUUGUCUUGUAAAUUUCUACACAGUGAAUGGCCGACUGGGUCUCCAUCAGGAUCGGGACGAAAGCGAAGGAAGUCUUGAUAAAGGAUUACCUGUGGUCUCUUUUUCCAUUGGUGACUCAGCAGACUUCUUAUAUGGGGAUCAGAGAGACGAAGACAAGGCAGAGAAGGUUAAGUUGGAAUCAGGAGAUGUUGUAAUAUUUGGUGGGAAAUCUAGGCAUGUUUUUCAUGGUGUUACUGCCAUUCACCCAAACACCGCCCCGAAGGCCCUGCUUGAAGAAACAAAUCUUCUUCCUGGUCGGUUGAAUCUUACUUUCAGAAAGUAUUGAAAACCUUGAUUUGUAAUUGGCACUGUCUCAGUUAUUGUAAAUGCUCUUUAAGUUUUCUUCAGUCUUAAGGGUCAGGAAGUAAUGACAGUCAUGUAAUGACAGAGACGGUGCUUGAAAUACAGUUUAUGUAAUGGAAGUACGUAGAUAAUCUGUUCUUUGCCGUUCA
This is a messenger RNA of Alnus glutinosa, 2229 nucleotides long. RefSeq lists its product as uncharacterized. The record is from RefSeq and is a predicted model, not a curated record. Gene Ontology annotation, cellular component: nucleus; cytoplasm. Lineage: Eukaryota; Viridiplantae; Streptophyta; Magnoliopsida; Fagales; Betulaceae. Gene Ontology annotation, biological process: oxidative RNA demethylation. The coding region runs from base 183 to 2063 and encodes 626 amino acids. The transcript has 3 exons. Gene Ontology annotation, molecular function: broad specificity oxidative DNA demethylase activity; ferrous iron binding; oxidative RNA demethylase activity.